Hirsutella rhossiliensis is the source of this 894-nucleotide messenger RNA. RefSeq names its product hydrophobic surface binding protein A domain-containing protein. Gene Ontology annotation, cellular component: extracellular region. The record is from RefSeq and is a predicted model, not a curated record. The coding region runs from base 1 to 894 and encodes 297 amino acids. The transcript has a single exon. NCBI's taxonomy places the organism in Eukaryota, Fungi, Ascomycota, Sordariomycetes, Hypocreales, Ophiocordycipitaceae.
AUGAAGUUCUCCGCCGUCACCGUCGCUUGCCUGGCCACCGGGGCCUACUCUCGCUUCGCGGAGCCCCCUACUCGCGUCCUCGCGCGUGAUGUUGCCACCAUCACUGGCGCCGUCAACGCCGUCGGCCAGGGCAUCGAGAAGCUCGGUUCGGCUGUCAAGGGCUUCUCUGGCGACGCCAAGCCCGUCCAGGACUCGGCAGACAAGCUCAUCUCCUCCCUCAAGGACAGCGAGUCCAAGGUCAAGGGCUCCGACAAGCUGACCCUGACCGACGCCCUCGGUCUCCAGGAUCCCGUCAAGGCCCUCCAGUCCAAGAGCGAGACGCUCGUCUCGGACCUCAAGAGCCGCAAGCCCCAGAUUGAGAAGGGUGGCUUCUGCGACCUUGUCCGCGAAAAGGUCGGCUCCAUCAACUCGGGCUCCUUGGCUCUCAUCAAGGCCGUCGUCGACAAGGUCCCCACGGAGGCUCAGCCCAUUGCUGAGGGCCUCGCCAGCGGCCUCAAGAAGGUCCUCAACAGCGCCAAUGAGGAGUUCAGCAAGGAGAACUGCAAGAACUCUGGCGGCGGCAAGUCUUCCUCCGCUGCUGAGCCUUCCUCUCCCGCCACCUCUGCCGAGCCUUCCUCUCCCGCUACCUCUGCUGAGCCUUCCUCUCCUGCCUCUGAGGAGCCUUCCGCUCCCGCUACCUCUGUCGAGGAGACUUCGUCCCAGCCUACCGCUCCCGCCACGACUGGAGCCACCUACCCCAUCCCCAGCGGCCCUGCGAACCCUCCUACCCAGCCCACCGGCACUGGCGUUCCAACCGUUGUCCCUACCGGCCAGCCUCCCAUCGUCACCGCCGGCGCUGCCCUCGUCGCUCCCGCUGGCGCCGUGGUCAUGGCCGUCGCCGCCAUGAUGCUGUAA